AUGAAGGCAUACGUCGUUGAAAAGUUCAUUGAGGUCCCAGAAGACCUGACCUUGACAGAGACAUCUGAUCCUGAAUGUCCAGAAGAUGGAAUGGUCAUUGAGGUCAGAGCUAGUGGUAUAAACUUCGCCAACCUCAUGUUUUGUCAAGGCAAAUAUCAAGUCAAGCCGAAAUUACCGUUUAUUCCUGGUAGUGACGUUGCUGGGAUCAUUGUCCAAAUUGGCCCCAAAUGCCCAAAACCAUUCGCACUCGGUCAACGUGUCUUUGGAUCAGGAGCUUCUUAUUGUGAAUACGUGGCUCUAAGACCGAGCCAAACAGUCGUAUUUCGGGUACCUGGAAAUAUCAGUAUGGCGGAAGCUUGUGCCCUCCCAACGAACUUCCCUACCUCAUGGAUUGGACUUGUGAAUCGUGGACGAUUAGCUAGAAAGGAGGUUGCGCUUAUUCAUAGUGGUGCUGGUGGAAUCGGAAAUUCUGGCAAGCUGCGUUUGAAUCCCAUCCAGAUUGCAAAACAUUUGGGCGCCUAUGUAAUAGCUACAGUCUCAUCAGACGACAAGAUGGAGGCCUGCAGAGAGGCAGGAGCAGAUGUUGUGCUAAACUAUGUCGCAGACAAAGACUGGCCUGAAAAAGUUAAAGAAAUCACACGGAAUAUUCCUGGAAGGACUAGAGAAGGUGCUGAUGUGGUUUUAGAUCCAACCGGACUUAUAAUCCCAUCCACGAAAUGCACCGCUUGGAAUGGACGUUUGCUAGUUGUUGGAUUUACCGGUGGAAACAUUGAAAACAUACCGACAAAUCGACUCCUGCUUAAAAACAUAACUGCAAUGGGAGUCUACUUGAAUGGCUACCGCCCAAACUGGGGCUUCGCAGACGACAAACUUGAACCAGAAAUAUUGGCCGAUGCCUGGGGUGGCAUCUUCCAGAUGCUGCAAUUUGGUCAGGCGAGAGAUGGAAAGCCGCCUCACCCUAUAUUAUACAGUGAAAAAUAUCACGGACUCGAAGAUAUACCGAGAGCCAUGCGAGAUGUCUCGCUAACACGAAAAACUUUUGGUAAAGUCGUAGUCACGCAUGGACCUGAAGAGCCAGAGCCUGAUCGUGGUGCUGGUGGAUGGCUCGCCAUGAUGGCGAAUCAGGAAGAGGAGGUGGAUGAUGAUGAUGAUGAUGAUAUAGAAUAG
Synchytrium microbalum is the source of this 1167-nucleotide messenger RNA. RefSeq lists its product as uncharacterized. The transcript is spliced from 5 exons. Gene Ontology annotation, molecular function: oxidoreductase activity. Gene Ontology annotation, cellular component: mitochondrion. The coding region runs from base 1 to 1167 and encodes 388 amino acids. The record is from RefSeq and is a predicted model, not a curated record. Lineage: Eukaryota; Fungi; Chytridiomycota; Chytridiomycetes; Synchytriales; Synchytriaceae.